Messenger RNA from Thalassophryne amazonica, 3603 nucleotides. Its product is annotated as zinc finger protein 585A-like. The coding region runs from base 65 to 3049 and encodes 994 amino acids. Gene Ontology annotation, biological process: regulation of transcription by RNA polymerase II. The transcript is spliced from 3 exons. Gene Ontology annotation, molecular function: RNA polymerase II cis-regulatory region sequence-specific DNA binding; DNA-binding transcription factor activity, RNA polymerase II-specific. NCBI's taxonomy places the organism in Eukaryota, Metazoa, Chordata, Actinopteri, Batrachoidiformes, Batrachoididae. The record is from RefSeq and is a predicted model, not a curated record.
GUCAACAAUCGCAUCUCAGUACCCGUUUAGACAGCGAAGUGUAUUUUUAAAGACGUUGUGUAAAAUGUCUAACGUAAAACUGCUGAGAACGUUGUUGAAACAUCGCGUAAUUGCUCCAGAUGAAAACAUUCUAGAGCUGUUUGAAAGAACGAUAGCGGAGUACGAAGAAGAAAUUUCUCGUCUAAAAGAAGAAAACAAACGACUGAAAGGAUGUGGUGCUGUUUUGAAGCCUGAAGACAAAGCAGACAUGCAGCAGCUGUCAGUGGCAAAAGAAGACAUUCUCCCUGAGAAACAGGAGUUUAAUCAGAGACUCAGCGAGGAGGACUCAAAGCCUCCAACCAUUAAAGAAGAACAGGAGCAGCUUCCCCAACUGGAAGAAGCCGAUAUCACCAACUUCCCUUUGACACUUGUGAUUGUGAAGGGUGAAAAUGAUGACGAUGAGAAACCACAGUCAUCGCCGCUUUAUCAAAGAGAAAUUGAUGAGAGUACAGAGGCAGAGCCUGUAGCCAACAGCUCAGCUGCACAUGUCACACUAAAACUGGAACCUGACGGAGACAACUGUAAAGGUCUGGUAGCAGCCAAGAGCUCCUGUCUACAUAGUCAGUUACAACCAGGUGAUAAGAGUUCAGGCUGUUCCGAAAAUGAGACUGAUGACAGCUAUGAAUGGAAGGAGACUAAGGAAACUCAUUCAGGAUUAAACUCAGUGAAAAACUGUGAUAUCCACGUAGGUGAUAGCAGAUGUAAAAUUGCCAAGAAACAGUUGAACUGCUCUGAAUAUACGAUAACAUUUGGUAACACGAACGCUACGAAACAGCACAAGAGAAUUCAAGUAAGCAAGAAACCAUUCAGUUGCCCAGAGUGUGGUAAAAGACUUGGUCAAAAGGGCCAUCUGAACAGGCAUAUGCGACUUCACACAGCAGAGAAACGUUUUGGUUGUACCGAGUGUGGUGAAAUAUUUCGACGAAUGUGUCAUCUGAAAAAACACAUGCAUAUUCAUACUGGGGAGAAAACAUUUGACUGUUCUGAGUGUGGAAAAAUAUUUGGGAAAAAAUGGAAUCUUAUUAUACACAAGAGAAGUCAUACCGGGGACAAACCAUUUAGCUGUUCUGAGUGUAAUAAAAAAUUUGGACGAAAGAGCAGUUUGAAAAAACACAUGAGAAUUCAUACGGGAGAGAGACCAUUUGCUUGUCCAGACUGCGGUAAAAGAUUUGCACGAGGAGGUAGUCUGAAAAUACACACGAGAAUUCAUACAGGAGAAAAACCAUUUGGGUGUCCAGAGUGUAACAAAAGAUUUGGACUUAAGGGCCGUCUAAACAUACACAUGAGAAUUCAUACGGGAGAGAAACCAUUUAGCUGCUCUGAAUGUGGUGAAAGAUUUGGACGAAAGGGCACUCUGAACAGACAUAUGAGAAUUCAUACAGGAGAGAAACCAUUUACCUGCUCCAAGUGUGGCCGCAGAUUUAGAGAAAAGGGCAAUUUGAACAAACACAUGAGAAUUCAUUCAGGAUUGUACAUGCAGCGGCUAUCAGUGAAUAAAGAAGAUGCGCUCCCUCAGCAAAAAGAGUGGAAUCUCAGUCUCAGCCAGGACAAAUCAAGCCCCCCCAAAGUUAAGGAAGAACAAGAGAAACUGUGGGCAAGUCAGGAAGAAGAGCAACAUGACCAGCUGGAGGAGAAUGAUUUCAGCAACUUGCCUUUUACUGUUGUCACUGUGAAGCUCGAAAAUGAGGAAAAACCUCAGUCUCCGCAGCUUUAUCAGAGUCAAACUGAUGAUGGAACAGAGGCAGAUCCUGGAGCCAGCAGCACACCUGAACACAUCACACUGAAAAUAGAACCUGAUGAAGUGUACUAUGGAGGACCACAACCAGCCAGCAUCUCAGAUCCUGAUAGUGAUGGCAGGAGUUCAUACUGUUCUGAAACUGAGACUGAUGACAGUUAUGAAUGGAAACAGACCAGGGAAUCCCAUUCAAGUUUAAACUGUCUGAAAAACAGUGAUGUCUCCGUCAGUGAUCAGAGAUGUGGUCUUGCUAAGACACAAUUUAACUGUUCUGAAUAUGAACAAACAUUUGGUCAUUUAAGCCGUUUCAAUCAAAAGGCAACACAAGCAACUGAAAAAGCAUUGAAAUCCCUUGAGGGUCGAAGAAGGUGGAAAAAAGAUGGUCACCUGGGCACACACGUGAAAAAGCAUACAGGAGAGAAACUACAUGCCUGCCUUGAGUGUGGUAAAAGGUUUGGAGCAAAGAGCAGCUUAAAUGUACACAUGAGAAUUCAUACAGGAGAAAAAACAUUUUGCUGUUUUGAGUGUGGCAAAAGAUUUAGAGAAAAUGGCCAUCUGAACACACACAUGAGAAUUCAUACAGGAGACAAACCGUUUGGCUGUUGUAAGUGCGGUAAGAGAUUUGGGCAAAAGGGCCAUCUGAAUUCACACAUGAAAAAUCAUACAGGAGACAAACCACAUGGCUGCCUUGAGUGUGGCAAAAGAUUUGGAAUAAAGAGCAGACUGAAUGCACACAUGAGAAUUCAUACAGGAGAAAAAACAUUUGGUUGUUUUGAAUGUGGCAAAAAAUUUAGAGAAAAUGGCCAUCUGGUCACGCACAUGAGAAUUCAUACAGGAGAGAAACCGUUUGGCUGUUCUGUAUGUGGUAAAGAAUUCAGAGAAAAGGGUGACCUCAACAAACACAUGAGAAUUCAUACUGGAGAGAAACCAUUUGGCUGUUCUGAGUGUGGUGAGAGUUUUAGAACAAAGGGUACUCUAAACAAACACAUGAGAAUUCAUACUGGAGAAAAACCAUUUAGUUGUUUAGAGUGUGGUAAAACAUUUAGAGAAAAGAGCAAUCUGAACACCCACAUGAAAAUUCACACAGGGGAGAAACCGUUUGGCUGCUCUGUGUGUGGUAAAAGAUUUAGAGAAAAGGGAGACUUGAACAAACACAUGAGAAUUCACACAGGAGAGAAACCAUUUGGCUGUCCUGUAUGUGGUAAAAAUUUUAGGGAAAAGGGUGGUCUGAACAAGCACAUGAGAGUUCAUGUGGGAGAGAAAUCAUUUGAAUAAGUUGUGUGUGUGUGUAUAUACAUAUGAGGUUACAAACAUAAAUGAGAGGCUUUUUAGUGUAUAUGGCAUGUAUUUGCAAUGUUUCCCUUAGAUUUUUUUUUUUUUUGUCUGGGCCCAGUGGUACUUGCAAAAAAGAAAUAAGUGCAUAGCAUGGAAAAAUGUGAGGCACUUGGAAACGCAACUGCUAAGGUUAAGUGAUGUGCUCAUUAUGUCAUCCCACUACAGUCUUACAAAGUUGGAUCAUUGAUUUAAAUAAUCAAGGCUGUGAAAUGAAAAUUAUGAAAUCUGAGGAAAAUUUGCAGGGGGUGGAGCCAUGGUGUGGGGCCCCAGAAACCAAAUUGAUUUUGUAUGUAAUGAUAUAUUUUCAGCAUCUCCUGGAAGGAAAAAAAUCUCAAAAGAAGCGCAUAUUUAAAUAAUCCAAGACACAACCUUUCAUUUGAACUGUCAGUGAUAAAGUUGAAAUAACAUAAUGUGACGUGGAAGUAGGACCUGUAAUGAUUUUCCUUUUAAUUGUAAACCAAGUCAUGCAUCAACUCAGAACAAUUAAACAUGAA